AUGACCACAGCGCUGUAGGGUGACAGCAGGGCAGUGUGUGUCACCUCUGAGGAAGCCCCAUUUUGCCCUAAAGCUACCGAUGGGUCCCUGCGGAGCGAGGACUGGGCUCUCAACAUGGAGAUCUGCGACAUCAUUAACGAGACUGAAGAAGGGCCCAAAGAUGCCUUCCGAGCCAUUAAGAAGAGAAUUGUAGGGAAUAAGAACUUCCACGAAGUUAUGCUGGCAUUGACGGUCCUGGAGACAUGCGUCAAAAACUGCGGCCAUCGCUUCCAUGUCCUUGUAUCCAGCCAGGACUUUGUAGAAGGUGUCCUGGUGAGAACAAUCCUGCCGAAGAACAAUCCACCUGCCAUAGUGCAUGACAAGGUGCUGACCCUCAUCCAGUCCUGGGCAGACGCCUUCCGCAGCUCACCGGACUUGACUGGUGUUGUUGCUGUGUAUGAAGACCUGAGACGGAAAGGCCUGGAGUUCCCCAUGACUGAUCUGGACAUGCUGUCACCCAUCCACACACCACAGAGGACUGUGUACAGCUCCGAAUCCCAGUCUGGGCAGAACUCACCUGGGGUCAACUCCCCUCAGCAGAUAGAGUCCAUCCUCCACCCUGUCACCCUGCCCACCGGGAGAGGCACAUCCAGUGAUGCACCCAUCACACCCACACCAGAGCAG
Molecule: messenger RNA, 663 nt
Organism: Nestor notabilis (Kea)
Lineage: Eukaryota; Metazoa; Chordata; Aves; Psittaciformes; Psittacidae
Product: target of Myb protein 1
Exons: 6
Biological process (GO): signal transduction
Cellular component (GO): membrane; endosome
Molecular function (GO): clathrin binding; ubiquitin binding; phosphatidylinositol binding
Source: RefSeq, a predicted model, not a curated record